Dromiciops gliroides (monito del monte) is the source of this 7317-nucleotide messenger RNA. RefSeq names its product forkhead box P2 (gene FOXP2). NCBI's taxonomy places the organism in Eukaryota, Metazoa, Chordata, Mammalia, Microbiotheria, Microbiotheriidae. Gene Ontology annotation, molecular function: DNA-binding transcription repressor activity, RNA polymerase II-specific; RNA polymerase II cis-regulatory region sequence-specific DNA binding. Bases 584 to 2704 code for a protein of 706 amino acids. The transcript is spliced from 19 exons. The record is from RefSeq and is a predicted model, not a curated record. Gene Ontology annotation, cellular component: nucleus. Gene Ontology annotation, biological process: regulation of transcription by RNA polymerase II.
GAGCUCCCAGCGCUGCCCAGCGCCGCCAGCGGAGGAACAGUCCCAGUUAUUUAUGCCGCUGCUACGUCCGCCGCUUAUAGUUGAGUCCGACCCCCCCAGUGACUCCCGCGGCCGUCCCCUCUCCUCCGCGCGCGCGCACACGCACACACACCACACACAUACACACACGCACGCACGCACAUACACACUCUACCCCCCCACCCCCCCAUUCCAGGCGGCAGCUGCAAAGACUUUGUGCGCGGUUGCGUGGGCUGGGGCUUUCGGCAGCGCCUCUACUCUUCGGGGGUCACCUCCUCUGGACGCCCCGAUCCGCGUCUCGCUCUUCUUGAUUAAAGAAGAGAAAUUCACUGACCAUUCAUCCUGAUCCAUAAGAGAGGUUGGAGAAAAGCCUGGAGAAAAGAAUAUUCUAAGGGGAAAAAAGAACAAGGUACCUAUACCUCUGAAGAAGGAACUGAAGAACAGUUCUCCUUGCAUCUACUAAUGCUCAUUGUAAUGUGAUGCUGGCCCUGAACUUACUUAAUACUCCCAUUCAAGGUUGAAGUAGGAAGUUUUGUGCAGACCUGGAAGAAGCAGGUAUUAAGUCAUGAUGCAGGAAUCUGCGACAGAGACAAUAAGCAACAGUUCAAUGAAUCAAAAUGGAAUGAGCACUCUAAGCAGCCAAUUAGAUGCUGGCAGCAGAGAUGGAAGAUCAAGUGGUGACACCAGCACAGAAGUAAGCACAGUAGAACUGCUGCAUCUGCAACAACAGCAGGCACUACAGGCAGCAAGACAACUUCUCUUACAGCAGCAAACAAGUGGAUUGAAAUCUCCUAAGGGCAGUGAUAAACAGAGACCACUGCAGGUGCCUGUGUCAGUGGCCAUGAUGACUCCCCAGGUGAUCACCCCUCAGCAAAUGCAACAGAUUCUCCAGCAGCAAGUACUGUCUCCCCAGCAGCUCCAAGCACUUCUUCAGCAGCAGCAAGCAGUCAUGUUACAGCAGCAACAACUACAAGAGUUUUACAAGAAACAGCAAGAACAGUUACAUCUUCAGCUUUUGCAGCAGCAGCAGCAGCAACAGCAACAGCAGCAGCAGCAACAGCAGCAACAGCAGCAGCAGCAGCAGCAGCAACAGCAGCAACAGCAGCAGCAACAACAGCAGCAGCAUCCCGGGAAGCAAGCAAAAGAGCAGCAGCAACAGCAGCAGUUGGCAGCGCAGCAGCUUGUCUUCCAGCAGCAGCUCCUCCAGAUGCAACAGAUUCAGCAGCAGCAGCAUCUGCUGAAUCUCCAGCGUCAGGGACUCAUUUCCAUCCCACCUGGCCAGUCUGCUCUUCCUGUCCAGUCUCUGCCACAAGCUGGCUUAAGUCCUGCUGAGAUUCAGCAGUUAUGGAAAGAAGUGACUGGAGUUCACAGUAUGGAAGACAAUGGCAUUAAACAUGGAGGGCUAGACCUCACUACUAACAAUUCCUCCUCUACUACCUCCUCCACCACUUCCAAAGCAUCACCACCAAUAACUCAUCAUUCUAUAGUGAAUGGACAGUCUUCAGUUCUAAAUGCAAGGAGAGACAGCUCAUCACAUGAGGAGACUGGGGCCUCUCAUACGCUCUAUGGCCAUGGAGUUUGCAAAUGGCCUGGCUGUGAAAGCAUUUGUGAAGAUUUUGGACAGUUUUUAAAGCACCUUAACAAUGAACAUGCUUUGGAUGACAGAAGUACUGCUCAGUGUCGGGUGCAAAUGCAAGUUGUGCAACAGUUAGAAAUACAGCUUUCUAAAGAACGUGAACGUCUCCAAGCAAUGAUGACCCACUUGCACAUGCGACCCUCAGAGCCCAAACCAUCUCCAAAACCUCUAAAUCUGGUGUCUAGUGUCACCAUGUCGAAGAACAUGUUGGAGACAUCCCCACAGAGCUUACCUCAAACCCCUACCACACCAACGGCCCCAGUCACCCCGAUUACCCAGGGACCCUCAGUAAUCACCCCAGCCAGUGUGCCCAAUGUGGGAGCCAUACGAAGGCGACAUUCAGACAAAUACAACAUUCCCAUGUCAUCAGAAAUUGCCCCCAACUAUGAGUUUUAUAAAAAUGCAGAUGUCAGACCUCCAUUUACUUAUGCAACUCUCAUAAGGCAGGCUAUCAUGGAAUCAUCUGACAGGCAGUUAACACUUAAUGAAAUUUACAGCUGGUUUACACGGACUUUUGCUUACUUCAGGCGUAAUGCAGCAACUUGGAAGAAUGCAGUACGUCAUAAUCUUAGCCUACACAAGUGUUUUGUUCGAGUAGAAAACGUGAAAGGAGCAGUAUGGACAGUGGAUGAAGUAGAGUACCAGAAGAGAAGGUCACAAAAAAUAACAGGAAGUCCAACAUUAGUGAAAAACAUACCUACCAGUUUAGGCUAUGGAGCAGCUCUUAAUGCAAGUUUGCAGGCUGCCCUGGCAGAGAGUAGUUUACCUUUGCUUAGUAACCCAGGACUGAUAAAUAACGCAUCCAGUGGUUUACUGCAGGCAGUCCACGAAGACCUCAAUGGUUCGUUGGAUCACAUUGACAGUAAUGGAAACAGCAGUCCGGGCUGCUCUCCCCAGCCUCACAUACACUCAAUCCACGUCAAGGAAGAGCCAGUGAUUGCAGAGGAUGAAGACUGCCCAAUGUCCUUAGUGACAACAGCAAAUCACAGUCCGGAAUUAGAAGAUGAUAGAGAGAUUGAAGAAGAGCCUUUAUCUGAAGAUCUGGAAUGAAUAAAGACUUGAGAAACCUCAGAAUGAAGGGACAUGUCACUGACCUUCAUAACCACUCCACAACCAUGAAUAUUUGACAAAUUUUUACUGUGACUAUUUAUUAAGCAUGGAUAAAGGAGACAGCCCUAAAGGAACUUAUUAAGCCAGCCCUUUGGGAUCCAGUAACAACAGGCAAAUUGCUUGUUUUCUUCUUCUUCUUCUUCUUCUUCUUCUUCUUCUUCUUUUUUUUUUUUUAGAAAAAAAAGACAAAAACUGAUUUUCUUGAAAAAAAAAUGAACUGUUCUUUCUAUAUGGCUUUGCCCAUUUAAAAAAUGUGGCUAUUAAGGGUUCAUGAAAUGACUGAAUAUGAGGAUACAUGUUCUGUAGAAAGCAAAUGCGCCUCAUAUACUGCCAAAAAUAGUGUUAGUUUCAUUAAUGUGAAUUUUCCAGCAUACAGUAGUUGUAAUGUUAGAAACAAUUGCUGGUCAAGUUCAACUUGUUGCUAUUGUUUUUAAUUUGCACAGGAGUAGUAUCAGAAAUUAGUGUCACUGCUUGUAUCUAGCUGAAUUUUAAACAACAGAACAUUAGUUUUUUAUGUUGGUGCCACCAACUGUAAAUGACAUGAGUUAGUUAUUACAAACCACAGUAAUUAGACUGUUGCAACCAUCUAAAAACCUUAGGCUUCCAGUCUGUGCGGUUAGUGUUCAGAUGUAAAGUGCAAUCCUAAGCUAACAUUGUCCGUGCAAGCACCAUAGAAACAUUUGCAUAUCUGCAUAUUAUCUUACAACUGUACUCUCUUACCUCCUUGUGAUAAAGCUUUGUCUACCUGCAAACACAGUCAAAGGCUACAGCUGCAAACCAAAGCCAACUCUAACAAUGGCCAAUAGCUCCACGACAGAAGCAGCCACAUGCUUUGGUCAGCCUUCUGUAACUUUAAUUAGUACAAAGGAACCUUUCCAUGAACUACCUGCUGUUUUCUGAUGACCUCUGGGAUCUUUUCAUUUAGCCCUAUACAAAGAAACAAAUAUGACACAACAAAACAAAACAAGUCAAUCCAGUCACAGUCUAAUCUUCUGAGGCCAAAAGUCCAUUUAAAUGCAAUGAAGAUUUGCUUUCAUUUAAGACAGAGGUGAGAACAAAGUCUGCAGUGGAAGUUAUGAUAGAAAGCAACAAAAUGUGGAUCACUGACCAAAAUGAUUAUGUACUUGAUGCAAAUGCAGAUUGCAUAUUGUUAUAUAUAAUACAUUGUGUUUCUUCCCUCCUGCCUUCCCCUCCCAACCUUCCCCUGCCCCCAUUCAGUCAGUUAUUUUCUGUGGUGAAUACAUGUUGUUAGAAGAUGUCUUGUAUGGUCUUAAUCUUUGUUGUGUACUAUUUUUUAUAGUCUUAAGUUAUAAUGAAAAAAAAAAAGUAGGAACCAAACAUAAAAGGUCUAGUAAAGCCAAAAAUUAAUUUCAUAUUGAUUUUAAAGUGAUCUAGCUGAGUUUUUACACUGAAAGCAAAGAUUAUAGCAAUUGUAGUCCAUGGUAUUUAUUUUCAGUCAAACCAAAGUUACAUAUAAUUCUGCCUCUGCUUAUACGGGAUAUUAACACUAACAAUACACUCCCUUCAGAAGACUUGCACAGGCCAAAUUGUUGGAAUGCUGGUUUUCUUGACAACUCCAAACCCCCCCCCCCAAAAAAAUAUGAUAAUGCGUUAUGGUGUAGUUGAAAAUAGCAUAGUCAGAUGUUUGCUUAAAACCUAGAAACUUUACGUGUUGCUUUUCAUGUGCUGUGCCAAGUCUUGAUAAUACUUUUUCCCCCAACCAAGGGACCUCAUAACCUGAUUAUGGUUAUUGCUUUACAAACAGUUUUUGACAGAAGGUGGCUGCUAGAGCUUAACAUAUGUACCAGUUCCAUGUGAUGGGGCUGGUUCUUGCAAACUAAGCUCAUCAUUUAUUCUUUGCUGGAGUCAGCAAAUAGACUUAAAGAGAUACACAGUCAUCUAUCACGCCAAAUAAAAGGACAUAACGGCUUUCAAAAGGGUUUUCCCACUUACCCAAAAGGCUUUCUGAAAGCUUCUACCUCUGCAAAAAAAAAAAAGAAAAAAAAGGAAAAAAAAAAGAAAAAGAAAAAAAAGAAAUUAGAACAAUUAUGGCAGAUUGCAUGAAAUGUGAGAACGUCACAGUAACUGCUACUUUUCAUUAUGUUUGUCUUUGGGUCAUGAUCAACAAAAGGGUUACAGUUUCAAAAGAGAAAUUGGGAUUGUAAAAAGAUGGUGUUCAGGCAUCUAGAAGUCUAAUGUAAGGAUUAUCUGAAAAAGAAAAUGGGUCUCUCCAGUACAUGUUCACAAGAUAAUGAUGGACUGGAUGGAGGUAAACGUGGUAACUGUCCCAUCAAGAAGGUGGCCUAAGACUACAAUGCUAAAGUAUGCAUACCUCAGUUACAAAACUUUUUGAAAGGAAGUCUCAGCCACAGAAUGCAUAUACCUGUAGAGUUUUGCAUGGGUUUUAUAUAAAUACAAUUUAAAAGAAAAUAGCUGCUUGCACAUUAUACCAGAAAAACCUCCAAAACUGCAAUUGCUUUGAAAAUAGAUUUUAGGUUUUUUGGAGUUUUCUGAGAUGCUUGGUCUGUAUUUUGAUAAUUGUGCAUAUUAUGUAAAAAUGUUGGUGGACCCAUAAAUGACCAGACUUUUUCUAAGAAAAAUGUUGCUUUAAUGCAUUUCAUGAAUUUUUACUCUUAUAUCAUUGCUUGCUAGUAAUAGCAAAUCUGCUUUUCUGCAUCUGCUUUGCGUAGCUAUUGUAAGGCUUUGAACUAAUGUAUGUAUUUAUUGCUUGAACUUCUGUGCAUACCUUAUAAAGCAUAAUGUCUGACAAUUUAAAUGGCUCAUGUAUUCUUGCUUCUAUCAUAAGCUGAUGAUGGGGACUAUGAUCUUUUGUAUACAGCAAAUUUUAACUGUAGCACAAACAUCUGUUUAUGUAUUGGUGAAAUAUACCUGUUUUAUUUAUCUUUUUGAGGUAAACUAAUUUUUGAUACUUUUCAUUACUGUGUACUAUGUUCAUACCUUGAAUUCUCUGACGUUAGAAGUCAUGGUUGAGAAUUGUAACAGCUGUUAUAUCCGUUCUGUAUUCAUGGCUUUCACUGCUGAAUAAAAUAAAGGACCAAACCUAGGAUUUGAAAGAAAACUGUCUACCUCUAACACCAGGGAGUUAUCAGAUUUUAUUUUACAUAGUUUUAGUCUACAAAGACACAAUUGCUUAAACCUAGUGGGCUUAAGGCUUAUAUUCUGUGUGGUUGGAUUCAUGGCGCAGUUGUACUGUUUGAAAAUCAAUUAAAAUUUCAUGUGAAUGUUACAAGUAUUUGGUAGAAUUACCACUAACUGGGUUUUCUGUAGAAAACUCAGAUAUGGAGACACUAUCAUCAGCAUUCUAUGUCUACAGCUGCUUAACUUCCUAAGAAUGCAUUUCUCUUUGUGAUUAGGGACUCAAGAACAGUCAGAAUAGAGCUACAGAACUACACUUUAAAAUAAACCAUCCUGGACUUUCAUGUCCCUUGGCAGAUUCAGUCACAAAAUCCAACAGUCUGUUUUCUCAAGUUCCUCCAGUCGGGCAUUCACAUUUUGGAGAAUUUACUUUAGGCUUUAGACCAUAUACACCAAUAUUAACAUGCAUUUGGACAUUCUAGGUUUAUAAAUACCAUAAAGCUGUUAGGAGCAACAGGGUUUACCCUUGUUAUUUCACUAGUUCAAGUCAGUGUGAAAGGUCUUUGUCCAUACAAUUUGGCAAAUCUUACUGAGCAAAAAGGAUGUACAUUUUACUAUAGAAUUAAUGUAUGAACAGUGUGUUACUGCUGUUGGUUGUAAAAAAUGUAUAUGAAACAUUUCAUUCAUUUGCUUACAUUUCUGAAGUAUAAAUAAAAAGUCUAAUUCUUUUUGACCCAUUUAUAACCCCUAGGAUUUUAUUCUUUCGGAGAAGAACAUUCUUUCACACCAAAAGCCAAAAUCAUAAAUUGGUGUAUAAAUGUCAUAUGAUUUCCUAAAUAUCUUUUCCUUGGGAUUUGGGGAUUCAUAAAAUACACUCAAUUCUCACCUGCACUGCUUUUCGAAUAUAUUUCAUUAGGAGCUGCCCCAGAGCCCCAAAUUGGCCCUCCCUAUGUAAUGUCCCUGUGUUUUCAUUCUAAGUAAAAUUUGACAUUAUAAAUACUGAAUCAUAAAAGUGCAAGUAAAGUGUAUUUUCCUUCCUUACUCUUUUUAACUCGACUUUUUUUUUCAUUUUUCACUUAUUCUGCCCUCAAAUAUCACAGUAUUCCAUGGUACCUGGCAAAAACAAAUGUUCAUGCCUUAGUUAGGAAACUUCGAAGUUCAAAGGUACCUAAUAUCAAUGGAAGGCAAUCAUAUAUGCUUUUAGAGGAUCAAUGAGUCCCAGAAGAUCUAUGCUAGCAACAAAAAAUGGCAUAUGACAUGUAUUGUGCCAAAAUGAACAAACAAAAGAAAACAGUAUGGGGAGAUUAGGGUGGUAAAGUGUGGCUCUUUCAUUAGCUUCUUUCUAUAUUCCUAAAUUUGUUGUAAAGGAAAAUAGAAAGAAAACUGGCAGGCCGAGUAUAUUUUUGCAAAAUUUAACAGUUUCAGUCAUCAUAUUGAAAAAAAAAUCUAAAGAACUU